AUGUCAAGCGAUUCUUUGACGUCGACAUUUCACAAAGAUCUCGAUGAAGAGAAUGAAGAUGUUGAAUUCUUCUGUUCGACAUUGACAUUCGUCAAAUUCUUCCGUCUCUUCAAGCUGAGGAAAGAGCUGAAGUCCAACGGAGCAUCUAUGGCAACCAAGAUAAGCUAUCAUCGCAAUCAAGACUUUGAGGUUGAAGCGGAAGACCGAAAGCACAUAUGCCCUGUAGAGGGCUGUGGUGAAACUUUCCGCACUCGCAUGCAUGUUAUUUUCCACCAACGUAACAGGCACCCCGGGUAUGCUACCGAAGAGGACAAAGCAGCCGCACUUACGUGCACCCAUUGCAGCAAACCAUUGUCUCGCCCGGAUGCAUUGAAACGGCAUCGCAUUGUGUGGCUUUCCCGCACCGAUAUUGAGCAGCCUCCGCCCCAAAAAAGAAGGAGUCGAGGGGAAGGCUCUGAUUCAUACUCGUGUCCUGCGCUUGGUUCUAUGCCCAACCCGACUGAUAACGGGCCAAAGCAUUACUACAACUUCACAGCUGCGGACUCGCUCCAACUCCCUCCCCUAUCAACAAACGUAUAG
Messenger RNA from Penicillium cosmopolitanum, 579 nucleotides. RefSeq lists its product as uncharacterized. NCBI's taxonomy places the organism in Eukaryota, Fungi, Ascomycota, Eurotiomycetes, Eurotiales, Aspergillaceae. Bases 1 to 579 code for a protein of 192 amino acids. The record is from RefSeq and is a predicted model, not a curated record. The transcript is spliced from 3 exons.